This is a messenger RNA of Blastomyces dermatitidis ER-3, 2316 nucleotides long. RefSeq names its product anthranilate synthase component 2. The transcript has a single exon. Gene Ontology annotation, biological process: L-tryptophan biosynthetic process. Bases 1 to 2316 code for a protein of 771 amino acids. NCBI's taxonomy places the organism in Eukaryota, Fungi, Ascomycota, Eurotiomycetes, Onygenales, Ajellomycetaceae. Gene Ontology annotation, molecular function: anthranilate synthase activity; phosphoribosylanthranilate isomerase activity; indole-3-glycerol-phosphate synthase activity. Gene Ontology annotation, cellular component: cytosol. The record is from RefSeq and is a predicted model, not a curated record.
AUGGCCGCCACCACCAACGUCUUAGUCGACCAUUCGCCCAAUAACCCCACCAAAGCUCAAACCCGCGAGAACGCAGCCAAUCUGAUACUGAUCGAUAACUAUGAUUCCUUCACAUGGAACGUGUAUCAGUACCUCGUUCUAGAGGGAGCAAAUGUGACGGUAUUUAGAAACGACGAGAUUACACUGGACGAGCUCAUUGCAAAGAACCCCAGCCAGUUGGUUAUCAGUCCCGGCCCAGGCCACCCUGAUACAGACGCUGGCAUAAGUCAAGAUGCAAUCCAACAUUUUAGCGGGAAGAUACCCAUUUUUGGCGUUUGUAUGGGACAUCAAUGCAUGAUAUCUAGCUUUGGUGGGAAAGUUGAUGUGACGGGGGAGAUCCUUCACGGAAAAACUUCUUCCUUAAACCAUGAUUCGAAGGGUGUCUAUGCCACCCUCCCACCAUCCCUAGCCGUUACGCGCUACCAUUCACUGGCAGGAUUGCAGCUAACCAUUCCUGACUGCCUCGAAGUCACUUCGUGGACUGAGUUUGAAAAGGAUAGUGGCCGCAAAAUUAUAAUGGGGGUUAGGCACAAAGAGUAUACUGUGGAAGGUGUUCAGUUUCACCCAGAGAGUAUUUUGUCGGAACAUGGGCGGACUAUGUUUAGGAACUUUCUGAAUCUUCGUGGCGGUACCUGGAAAGAAAACGGCGGCCUUGUUUCUCAGCCAGGUGAGGCAGCAGCAGCCCUGAGCAACGGAGUAAAACCUACAAAGAAGGAGUCGAUUUUGGAUAAGAUUUACGCAUAUCGCGAAAUUUCAGUUAGUAAGCAAAUGGCGAUUCCUUCCCAAAGACCAGAAGACUUGCAAGCCGCAUACGACCUUGGGAUAUCUCCGACCCAAAUAUCAUUUCCAGACCGGCUGAGACAGACAUCGUUUUCGUUGUCACUGAUGGCAGAGAUAAAGAGGGCAUCCCCAUCAAAGGGUCUCAUUUCGUCAUCUACUUGUGCUCCAAUUCAAGCUCGGAAAUAUGCCAUGUCUGGAGCAAGUGUUAUAUCGGUUCUUACUGAACCGGAAUGGUUUAAAGGAGGCAUUGAGGAUCUACGGGCCGUUCGCCAGAGCCUUGAGGGCCUCCCAAACAGACCGGCUGUACUACGAAAGGAAUUUAUUUUCAAUGAGUACCAAAUUUUGGAGGCUCGAUUGGCUGGUGCAGAUACUAUCUUACUUAUUGUCAAGAUGCUCGACACCGAGCUACUCCGGCGGCUUUACCAAUAUUCUCAACAACUGGGCAUGGAACCUCUCGUCGAGGUAAAUACGGCCGAAGAAAUGAAGAUCGCAGUUAGCCUCGGCUCUCAGGUUAUCGGUGUCAAUAACCGUGAUCUGAAAAGCUUUGAAGUCGACUUGGGUACCACGAGUCGGUUAAUGGAUCUAGUGCCGGAUUCAACAAUUGUAUGUGCCUUAAGCGGAAUAUCCGGCCCAGACGAUGUCAAAGCUUAUAGCACAGAGGGCGUAAAGGCAAUCCUCGUCGGGGAGGCAUUGAUGCGUGCCGAGGACACAAACCUCUUUGUCUCCCAGCUGCUAGGUGGCGGGAACCCUCUUCCUACGUCGAUUCCUAAACGGCCCCUACUUGUGAAAAUAUGCGGAACCCGCACACCUGAGGCCGCGCGCACAGCGAUUGCAUCCGGCGCUGAUCUAAUUGGCAUAAUAAUGGCGAAGGGGCGCACUAGAACGGUCUCGGAUGAUACUGCUCUGGAGAUAUCUAAAGUGGUUAAAUCAACGCCUCGUCCAGCAUCCACGGUAAGUGGAAUACAGGAAUGCAUCAACGAUACUUCCUCUGUCGACUAUUUUGACUAUUCGUCCCAAAUACUCUGCCAUCCUCGCCGUGCAUUGCUGGUGGGCGUGUUUUUGAAUCAACCGCUAUCGUAUAUUAUUUCCCAACAACAAAAGCUUGAGCUUGACGUCGUUCAACUCCACGGGUCGGAGCCGAUAGAGUGGGCGAGCCUAAUACCUGUUCCAGUAAUAAAGAAAUUUUCUCCCAACGAGCCAGGGUUAUCACGACAUGCCUACCAUACACUUCCCCUCUUAGAUUCUGGUGCUGGCGGCUCGGGUGAGAAACUCGACAUUUCGUGUGUACAGGACUCCAUUAAGAAAAGUGACAGCCUUCGGGUGAUACUUGCUGGUGGAUUGGACCCCUUGAAUGUUGCCGACACGCUUCAGCAGCUAGGUCGAUAUGGAGACCGCGUGGUGGGCGUUGAUGUUAGCAGCGGAGUUGAGUCAGACGGAUCACAGGACCUGGAAAAGAUAAGGGCUUUUGUGAAAGCUGCUAAAGCUUUCAGGACUUGA